Molecule: messenger RNA, 879 nt
Organism: Cordyceps fumosorosea ARSEF 2679
Lineage: Eukaryota; Fungi; Ascomycota; Sordariomycetes; Hypocreales; Cordycipitaceae
Exons: 2
Coding region: 1-879 (292 amino acids)
Biological process (GO): mRNA cis splicing, via spliceosome
Cellular component (GO): cytosol; spliceosomal complex
Source: RefSeq, a predicted model, not a curated record
AUGAUCGCCACCACGAUACGGACCCCGCCCGCGGCUGCCGACUUCGUCCCCCUCGAGGAGUACCAAUCGCAAACGCCUGCGUCCUUCGUUGAUGGCAAGCCCGUGCUACACCUGCACCUCGCCGGCGCCACUGCCUCGGCUCCCCGGGAACAGGUAUCCGGCGGCGCGCUGGCCGUCUUCCCCCGGGACUUGCCCGCCGCCGCAGUUGAGAACGGCGCAGAGGAGGAGCUCGUUGAGCAGCAGGUCGACGUCUACGUCACAUCCGAGACCUUUAUCCUCUAUAGCCCCGGCGCCGAGGCAGGCGUCUCGAUACCGUACCCCUCCAUCUCCAUCCACGCCAUCAAGCAGCAGGGCAGCGCGCCCGCCGUCUGGAUGCAGCUCGAGCUGUCCGACGGUGGCUCUUCCGAUGACGACUUCCGCCUCAUCGAGCUAACCAUCGUCCCGCCCGCCGCCGACGCUGCCUCCAAGCUCUACGAAGCCGUCGCGGCCUGCUCGAACCUCCACCCCGACCCCGCCGCCGACGAGGAUGCCGACGAGGACGAGGACAACAACGAUCGCAUAGUCUUCGAGGGCGAGCACGAGGCGCUCGAGGGCUUCUCCGGCGUGCUCCGCGGCGCGGCGGACGGCGGGCUGCCCCCGCCGAUGCCGGGCAGCGGCGGCUGGAUCACGGCGGACAACGUCGGCGAGUACUUUGACGAGGAAGGCAACUGGAUCGGCCCCGGAGCGGAGGUGGGCGGUGAGGAAGAGGGUGAAGGCGCCGAGUUGGGGGAGGGUGCGGGCCGGACGAGGGCGCGCGACGAGGUCGAGGCGCAGGAUGCGGUCAACGGCCACGGCACGGAGGAGGAGGACGCUGAGAGCAAGCGUCAAAGAGUUGAGUAG